Messenger RNA from Apiotrichum porosum, 942 nucleotides. RefSeq lists its product as uncharacterized. The record is from RefSeq and is a predicted model, not a curated record. The coding region runs from base 1 to 942 and encodes 313 amino acids. The transcript has 6 exons. NCBI's taxonomy places the organism in Eukaryota, Fungi, Basidiomycota, Tremellomycetes, Trichosporonales, Trichosporonaceae.
AUGAGAAUCCCAGGAGGCAAAUGGAAGGACUGGCAAGUGACGUUGGAUGACAGCCAUGGGAACCCCCUCACCGAACACAAUGUCUGGCACACAUAUCCCAGACAGGUCAGGCAGGCGGAUAUCAACUCCAAGGGCUUGGUUAAGCUUGACGUCGUGUGCGAGUCGCUGGAGCCCAUCACUGUUCGCGUUAUACCACCCACCCCCUGCGACUUUGACGCGCUCGUCCGCCCUUUCUUUGAGGGACAAUGGCUCGACGGCCUAAUCGUGCCCAGGGACAAGAACCCCCGCGACAUCUCGGUCCUUUACGAGGAUCAGCGCGGCAUUGCCUUUGAAGAGCUGGGUUCAAGUCGUAUCAAACACUUCGACUGCAAUGUUCCCUCAGAUGACGCCACGUCGUUCGGUGUGAUGGCCAUCAACCUUAUCGGUGGCGUGGUCCAAGCCGACCAGUCACCGACUUCGAACGACACGUCCUCGGAAAGCAAUGGCAGUGCUCCUACGCAGUUGCUGAAGCCCACUGAAGCUAUCCCAAGAUACCGCGUCGAGUUCUCAAGAGGUGUGUUGCCAGCCACCGAGAAUGACAAUCAAGCGAAGGAGGACGCUGGUAUGACCGAGAUUCAGGACCAGGAGGAGGCUAUCGAUGUUGAAGACCAAGAGGUGGACUCCCUCGAAUCCCUCCACGACGGAGGACAAGUGGACGGUUCCUCAUCAAGUGCCGACAUUGGGAAGAGCAGUGGACCCAGCACCAGGCUCACAUCCCAGCGGGGCAUCGGCCGUCGCUGGAACUUUGAAGACUACGGGGACCAGAGUGACUCUCGCGGCAACCCACUUCACAAGCCCACACUCAGCUGGUCUGAUGACGACUACGAAGACGGUCAAGAGGCAUUCGACCGUCCUCGGAAGAGCAGAACCCAAAAGACGCGUCGGUCGACUGGCAGGUCUUAA